CUACUUUUCAUACGCGCUUUAACUCAUCCAUGUCGUAAAAUCAUUACCAAAGCGAAUAUUUUAUAGAAAAAGGAAUAUAUUAGUUAUUGUAUGAGUCCGCGCUUAAGGCGUCAUUUGAUACGACAAUUAUUCAAAAUUUUCUUCCGUACCUAGUUGAUAUGCGCAUAAUUUAGAAAACUGAAUCGCAAAGAGAAACAGUAUUAUUCCUCGCCUGUUUAUUUAUUCUCGUCCUACUAACUUUUCAAUCUCUCGUAAGUGAUUUGUCAGGAAAGUUUUCGCUCUUUUCGUGAAAAACACUCAACUAUGAACAAGCCAAUAGAAAAGACUCCGAAAGUUUUCAUGAAAACUUCAAGCAAGAGUCGAGGAGGUAAAGACGUUGAGUUUCGUUCGAAAAAACAAAAGAAUGAGUUGCAUAUAUUGAAGAUGUCACAAGAAUGGGAUCUGAGGAGACAGCAACGUCGUUUAGAUCGACAAAAAUGGGUCGAAGAGCGACGGAAUCAGAAGUUGCCGAUUUGGCAGCGCGUUGGGAAUCUACGAGUGCAGGCCAACGAGGAAAAGAUUUUGCAUGAAGCUGGCAACCAAAAUGUAAACAACAAGGAGCAUACCGAAAAUUCAAAUGAGAUAAGCAAAGCUGGAGUUGCUAAUAAUCAUAAACUGGAGGAGAAAGUCAGACAAACUCUAUUAGAACCUCAAGCUAAGGAAAAAGGUGACACGCUUCAUGACAAGUCCCCGCCUGGAUCUGAGUUCGUUCAACAGCGACACAGUACAGACCAGAAAAGAGAUUCUACGAGCAAAAUACAGUUUAUUAAAUCUGAACAGGCCAGAACAAUGAAACAGUCGUUCUUAUACAACGUGAAAGCGUUAGAGACAGCAAAUGUCUCCACGGCACAAAUCAAAGAACACGGCACUAGCAUAGCAGUUAAGAACUCGUCGAAGGUAAGACGGUUUUUGAAUUUGUUACAGCGCUCACACAAGGUUUAUUUACACUUUCGUGCGAUGUAGACACAAAGAUCAAUACAGGCUCGUUAAUAUUUGCAUACCAGUUCCUUGUUUCGAAAAGAUGAUAAAGCGGUUUGAAAAAUUAUGCGAAAAAAAACAGGGGUUCUAAAUGUGCGCGUCAUGAAAAGUCGAGGUAAUGAGUUUUUGGGCGACGAGAUGCGCCUGUGGCAUAAUGGCAGCCUUCAAUCUUUCGCGCAAAUUAACAGACUUCUUUUCAACUGAUAAUGAAACUUUUAGGGAAGAUGACACUGCCAUAGAAAUUUAUUAUGUAGUUGAAUUUGGCUAUUGCAAAUAUUUCCGCAAAGUAAUUUCGGAAUACGAAAUAUGAUAUUCGAGCCGUCGAAAAAGCAGAAGGAAAUUGAAACUGAAAAAAAAACCGACUCAUUUAAUUUUUCCCCUUUAAGCUAAUAAAUAACUGAAUUAAAAAGAUAAAGAAAUACAGUGACUGUGAUUCUUUUUCUAAUAAUUCAACUUUCGCUCUCCUUUUUUCACUGGCGGGCCAAAAUAUAUCUGUAAUUGUUUGCUUUAAGUUUGGAUAAAACGAAUAGUUUCUUAUUUGCUGUCCUGUUUACAGGUGCAAAGAACGCUAAAUUCGCUAUCUCAGGCAAGACAUCACGUUAUGUGUAAUGAAAAGCUUGACUUGGCUCGGUUUUCUCGCAAACUUUUGGUCGAAAAUGCUUUGAUCAUGCUGCCUUGAUUGUAAUCAGGUUUGUAAAAUUUUCUUCAGACCAAAGAUAACUAUUGCGAAACAAUACGUUAUCAGAGCAUAUCAAAUAGAGGGCUUGACAACCAUUGUGAAAAAAUAAUUCAUCCAAAAUCAUUUACCAAUGAAGGGAUUUUUGAUUGGCUAUAAAAAUCAAUUGAUUUUUACAAAGCUUUUCAUUCACUUCCUUAAUCUUCCGAAGAUAUCCGAACACUUCCGAAGAUAUCCAAACACUUCCGAAGAUAUAUUGGAUGAAGUCGUGAUCAGAGAUGAUUUUGAUUUUAAACCAAUUUAGAAUACUGAAGAAGUAAGAUUUCGUCCUCCCAAAAAAGAGGAAUCUCUCGUUGACUCGCCAUCUGUCAAAUUUCACAUUUCUUAUUUAGAGCUCCAGAGUAAAAUUUUACUUAAAAAAAAGACAAAGAAACUAUUAACUGUCAACUAACUUUUGGUUGAGUUUAGAUGAAAUUUAAAUUUUAGAAUUUAAAAGUUACCUUUAUUUAUUCUCGGCUGUGUUUAUAACACAAAGGCUAGAAGACCUGAGUAAAUGAAUGAAACAAAUGCUGAGAAAAAAGCAUGACAACUGCAGAAGACAAACAAGUUGCCUUCACAAAAGUUUGGCUCGAGACUCGAACCAGGGACUUCUGGAUUGGAAUUGCAACACGGCCAACUACUUGGCUGGACAGUUUUAAAAUAUUUCAUUCGGAAAUGCUGAAGAAAUGUUAAAGUGGAGGGUGCGAAUCACAAAAAUACUUCAAACUAAAAAGAUUUACAUAAACAGAAAUAGUUUAUGUCAGUGCGCAAUUUACUUUGACAAAUCGAUGUCUUUGUCCGUUUUUUUAUCCGAUUACUAGUAAGUUAACGACUUGAUAAACCUCUCGCGAUAUCUGCGCUCUCGGAGAAAUGCAAUACUUAAACAAUUUAAUUACUAGCUCUGAUUAUUUAUAAAAUUUUGAACGAAUUUUUAUCAUCCAUGAUCCAGUAACAGACAAUGUAUUGUUUUUUAAAGUAUCCUUACCAACAUUAAUUACUUGCGAAUUUAUGCCGAGUCUUGCUGAUUAUCCUCAAUAUUUUUUAUUGCAGUCUCUGACAGCUAACGAGAAUUAUGAAAUGCAGCAUUAUGAGAGUAAAACAGGCCUGGAAAAAGGUAAACAGAUUGGAUAAUUUUCCCAUGCUGUGUAGUGACACCAUUCCUCAUUUACAAUUAUUACAACGAUUACUACGUGAACGCGGUAACAAUAUUCUUGCACACUUCAUUUUUCAUCACUAUGCCAUAGCUGUCAGGGUAGAAAAUGUUCUCGAAAAACGGAUCAAUUCUACUCCGCAAAAACGAUCCUCCUCUUACGAUGUAUGAGCUUUUCAGAUAUGGUAGAGAGAUAUUGUGUUGAAGAAGUCUUGUUUCCAAAUUUACAGAAACCAAACCCGCACACAGUCCUAAAAGAGUUGAUGGUUCUGUAACCAUUCAAAAACUUCCGACAGUAGAAGGAGUGCGGAAAGAGAGGAAACGAAAGAUAGAGUCAGGAAUUAUAGAUGAUGAAACAAGACUAAUGGUGAGUUUGUUGAAUACAAUUUCUCUAGAAAAAAGAUCGCCUUUAAUUUGUGUGAAGAGAUAGUUGAAUUAACGAUAUUUUGUAUUGCAUCAAACUGUAGUAAAUACCGAUGCCCUUUUUGAAAAUUUGAAUACAGAAAUUCGAAAUAUUUAUCACGAGUCAAGUAUUAAACCUAACAGUUGAUGCAAUGUUUUGUUUCUGAUCAGAUAAAUAUGUAACCGAUCGUUAGUUCAAAAAUUACCCAAAAAAUGUAAGGAAUUGGCCAAAUAUUAGGAGAACUACGUCAAUAAAAUGUUUUACUCUUUGGACUGUGGUAAUAUGAGUUUGACUGCUUUCGAAAUUGGCACAUGCAGCUCAACUUUCACAAAUUACCACGGCCUUUAGCAUCUUUAUGAUUGCACUCUCGUAUUAAGGGUGACAACGGCUAUCUAUUUUGAAUCGUAGCCGAAACUUAUGUGCGUCGAUAAACCAACAACUCUGGAGAAUAUUUUUGAAAGAGAAAACAAGGUAAGUCUACAUUAUUUACUGCUAACCAGAAGUAACAUAUAUUAAAGAAAUAAAAAAACGCACUGAGUGCAUUGUUAAAUUAUAUAAGCACUUGGGAAUUUUUAUGAACACGAGAGAAGUGCUUAUAUAACUCAACAAUGCUCGAGGAACAAUUUUUUUUUGUAAUCUUUUAUAAAACAGUGCACUCGUGUGACGUAAGGUGCGUGCUCUGAACAUUAUAUAUAUAUAUAUAUAUAGGAAGUCUGCAAGUCGGUUUUCGCGUGGAACAGUGCUCAAUACGUUGAAGCAGAGCAGAAUAAAUAUUAUGAGAGGAAAAAACGACGCAACUACAUUUCCCGACAAGCCUGUUUCGUGAAUCGCUUCACUCUUCAGGGGUUUAAUAAUCAAUCAUUAAACCCCUGAAGAGUGAAGCGAUUCACGAAACAGGCUUGUCGGGAGAUGUAGUUGCGUCGUUUUUUCCUCUCAUAAUAUUUAUAUAUAUAUAUAUAUAUAUAUAUAUAUAUAUAUAUAUGUAUAUAUAUAUAUAUAUAUAUAUAUAUAUAUAUAUAUGUAUAUUUUAUAUGUAUUGAGAUAGAAAAAAGAAAGAGACUACACUGGAUGAAAGUGAAGUCUCCUUGUUUUUUCCUAGCUCAAUAUAUAUCGCGCUCUACUUCUAUAUAUCGAGCACUAUACUGCGGAAAAAUCGAAAUAUAGACUUCCCAUCUAUAUAUAUAUAUAUAUAUAUAUAUAUACACAUCUUACAAGCCUCGUUUUCUCGGUCUGCAAUGUAACUUGCGCUCGGAUCCAUGGCCCAUGCAGGCGCGAAGUGCACUAACCAUACCUGAACUGAAAUGGAAAACGCCUGGGAUUCCCCCCCCCCCCCAAUUCCGCCCCUUGAUAUCCAGUUACUGUCGUCAUUUCAGCAGAGAUUCGAACGUUGAGGUAUUUUGUGCAAGCACUGUAACUUGAUGGUUAUUGGUAACAUAUUUGCUUAUUUACUUCAGCGAAGAAGUUAAAGUAAAUCGAUUGACUCUUCCUCUCUUAUCUUUGUAGCCUGGCACGACCUCAACAUCCAGCAAUUCUAAUACAAUAUUGCACCACAAUCAAGGAGACCUGGGCACGAGCGUCAAAGGUUAGCUCUCGAUAAACUGGACACGAUAAACUUUCGAGAAGAGACAGUCAAAUUAGCGCCAGAUAAAUUAACGAAAAGAGACAGGAGACCAUUGCACAAUGGUCUCCCGGAAGAGAUCAAGAACUAAUUUAAAAACAGCAUGUGAUAAAGAUGCAUCAUACGGACCAAAAAAACUUCCUAAAAUAAUUGUUAUUUUCUUUUGAAUAGGAGAAAAAAGUGUGCCUCAAAUAACACAAUGCUACUCUUUGGUGGACCGAAGAGAAGACGAAAACGCCUUCUUCGUGAAAACGCCACAGAGCAAGUCCACCCCAGCCGCAGUGUCCAUGACGACACCAGUUGUCACGACGAGCCCUUCUUUCGCUGCCAAGGGACAAACGUCGUCACCAUCUGUUGCUCUGGAUCCCGGAUGUAUUGUGUACCUUUCAAAUUCAACGGCGCAAUCGCACUUGUCUGGCAUCCCUCGGCAUCCUCGGUCGGGUUAUCUAGUCCCAGUGUAUAAGACGAACAAAAGAGAGCCAGCCUAUGCAUUUUUACCGGCAACUUCUCAGCAUUCCCGCCAGGUGAGGGGAAACUUAAGCCCUGAAGGCCACCCGUCAAAGUAUAAAAGCGACGAUUGUGUGUCAGUUGGAAGCACAAGCACGCCGAUGUCGUACCCGUUUCCACACUCCACGCCUUGCAUAAAGGAGACACAUGGUGCGUGUACCGGUGUCGUUAGCAAGGGAAAGGUCGUUCACCCUGCACAAUCACAACCCUCUUUGUACAAAGACAAUGCGUCGUCGAAUGCAAGAGCUAUUUCAGGUUACGAGUCAAGCAGUAGCAGUGCAGCUGUCACGCUUACGAACACAUCGCAAACAGAUCCACCUUACGUAAACGGUGCUCUUCUAGGCGGUGAAGGAAAGCCUCAUUUGCCCGGCCGUACACACACGUACGCGCAACAUCACAAAACAGGUGCUCACGUAGGUCCCUUGCGAAUGAUAAAAGAUGAGAGAACUGACUCUCAGAUGGCUUCAGAUGAUAAAUUUUCCACUGUCCCUUCAGAGAAAGUCCAUUACCCAGCUGUUUGCCGUACACCUGACUCUACGCCAAGUCAAACGCCAAGCACACAAGAUGCCAUCUUCAAUCCCAUGUCCAUAUAUGUUAGGCCCAGAUUGGUACCCAGGGAGGUGGUUUCAGUGAGUCAUGGGUCAGAACUCAGUCCCCCACUAGUGGAGUAUAUAAAAACUGAUGCCAUCUGCGAUAAGGAGUUGACAAAAUGGGACGCAAACAACGUGCGAGAUUUUAUUGCUGCAACAGACUGUAAGGAUAAAGCGGAACUUUUUCUGGAGGAGGUUUGUAUCUGACCAAAGAACUUUGUAGUUUUAAUGUCGUCUGCUCCGUUAAAAGUUUGCUUUUUAACAUGGAAAGUUUCCUCUCAGCUAUUUUUCGGAGAUAUCGAAAGUGAAACUGGUAACAUGCAGGCCAGAGGUCCAUAUAGUGCCUCUGAUUGGUUGCAAUUUAGUAUCAGCCAAUCAGAAUUGAUCACCACUGAUCUUAACGCAGUUCUUCAUAAAGACGAGAAUGAUCCUCGCAGAUAUUCUGCCGGGUCUGCAACUCUCUUUGAAACGAACCUAUCCUGAAUUAGAGAACAACCGCGCACUUUCGUGAUGAGUAUGGUAAAGACGUCUUGAUGAGUAUGGCAAAAACUUCUUGAUAAACUCUCCCCCUGCCUCGCUCAGCAAAAAUAAUAUUUUGAAAAUACAAGUCGAAAGGUGUUCAAUUUUUUUCAUUUUGCACAUGACUACUAGAACUGUCUUCCCCAGGCUUCCCACGAACCUCAUUCUCAAGGCCUUUCCCUUGAAAUUGAAAAAUAGCCUUAGAAUGAACUUGGUUUCCCACAAACGGUUAAGAAAAAAAAAGGGAAAAAGAAAGCUGGGAAUAUUCUACAGCUUGCAUUUUCAUACAGUGACUAAGUUGUAUUUUUUUCUUCCAUUUUGCAGGAGAUCGAUGGUAAAGCUUUACUCUCACUUUCGCCAGAGAUGUUAAUGAAAGGAAUGAGCCUAAAAUUGGGUCCCGCUGUAAAACUUUACAAUCAUAUCGUCAAUCUCAGAACGGCAUUGUCGAUUUAGAGUAUUACAUUUACUUGGUCUUAGCGAAAAUAUAUUUAACUCAUUUGAAAGCCAUUCCCUAAUACAUGCGAGUGAAAGUUAAUCCAAAUCAUUGAUCAGUUGUAGAUAUUCGUACGUGCUAUUUAUUUUGGACAUUUUGUAUUAUGAUUCAUACGUGAUUAUUGAUUGGUAAUUAAAGAAAAAAAGAAGCUUAAAAAUACAAAAACUUUGUGCAAUCGAUUCAAGCUGGGAUAUAUUGGAGACGGAGAC
Messenger RNA from Pocillopora meandrina, 7221 nucleotides. The record is from the annotation of a GenBank genome assembly. NCBI's taxonomy places the organism in Eukaryota, Metazoa, Cnidaria, Anthozoa, Scleractinia, Pocilloporidae.